AGAGAAUGACAAUAAUACAGAAGACCUUCUCUUACUUGAUGUUGUGCCAUUUUCACUUGGUAUGGAAAUAGUUGAAAAGGAUGCAUCCUUUGAUGAAUAUUUACAUUUUUUUUAUGAAAAAUUAUUUCCUUACAAGUUAUUCUUUUGUUGGUUAAAUCAUGGAUCAGAUGGAAAGUCAUUUUGUAAUCGUGAAUUUAGUUAUAAAUUGAGAUCAGGUGCAUACAUAAGAUAUUGUUCAUAUAAUAAUAUCGAAGAUUUCAAAAGUGAUAUUUCAAAAAAAUGCCCAGCAAAAAUUGAUAUUGGAGCAAUUUAUACUACAAGA
Messenger RNA from Entrophospora candida, 322 nucleotides. The record is from the annotation of a GenBank genome assembly. Lineage: Eukaryota; Fungi; Glomeromycota; Glomeromycetes; Entrophosporales; Entrophosporaceae.